ACGAUCCACACCCAAUAUCAAACAUGGAGUCGUAAACAAAUGCGUCGAAGUAUUAUGAAUUGAUUUCAAUUCAUAUAGAUUGAUUGUAUUGAACUUUACUGUGAUCUGUAAACUGACCAUUACAUUGAAACACUCAGUAUUCAGUUCAAGAUUUAGUCAUGUUUGCGCAGCAGUCGGAGAUAAAGAAGAUAGAGUUUCUUGAACAUGCUAAGCAGGCACGGGAGGGGCGAGCCAGCGAGAAGAAGCGUGACGAUUCUAGUGUCGUCAUACAGGCAUGUGUCCGUGGUUUCCUGACCAGACGACGCUUGCAUAAUGAUGUGCGACAGCUGUUUGAUUCAACCAUGUAUGCAUGCAAUAACACGGACAAGAAACUAAUGCUAGAACCAGCAAUGGACAUCUACAGACUGAUAAAGAAGUUUCUGUUUGUGUAUGAUGAAAAGCGUGAUAUAGAGAGACUGGAGCUCCUGUGUCGGUACCUGGUGGUGAGCAUGGAGUCAGACAAUGCAAAGGAUUGCUACGUGUCUGUGGCACUGAAUAAAGAGCAUGUGUUGUGCUGGAUUAGACAGCUAAAGUGCCUGCUGUGGCUUUGUUGUCAACAACUCAACACUCUAAAGCCCGACAAUCCGAAUAGUGCCAAGUCCAUCAACCUCUACCUACAUGUACUGGUCACAUUUACAAGCACUUCUAACUGGAAGCUACUACGGACAAAGUCUAUGGAACCGCUGCGGCCUAGCAUGAACCAGCUGUGUAAUAAUGUGAUGGGGUACCUACACCAACAGGGAAUGUACUCUGUACUGCAGGAGCUGUUAAGUAAGGGAUUGGCAAGAUGUAAGCCAUGUCUAAAGCAUGCAACUCUGUCUGCUAUCAUAACUCUGGCACUCAGACCUCUGGUUGCAGCUAGUUUGUCUGACAAUCUGAUCAGUCUGUUUGUUCUUCACAUUCUGUCGGUGCCAGCUGUGGUUCAGCACCUCUCCACAACAGCACCAGAGUGCCUUGCUGUCUUCAUGUCCAAUGGUCUGUUUAAGAAAAGUUUGGAGCUGCUGAUAUCAGAACAGAGCACACGUAUCGUAUUCAAUUCACUAGAGGGGAAUUAUGCUCUUUGCUUACUAGGUAACAUCAUACAGCUGGCGGAUAUAGAGAAAGAACAACUUCCUACAGUACUCGUUGAGUUUACUGUGGUUGUGAGUCGUUUGUUGGAGCGCUGCCAGAAGUACGUCGUCAACAAGAGAUCUAACCUCACCCACUGGCACCCUGUACUUGGCUGGUUCUCACAGAAAACCGACAUCAGGUUACACGAGGCACUGCCCCACGUUGUGAAGCAACUGAGUCUACUGUGGAGUCACAACAUACUAAGAAUCCUGUUUGCUGAGCUACUGGCCAUCGAAUCUCCCCCACACACCCCUACUUCUCCACUCCUCCCCAUCACCGAGGAGCAGCAUUCCAACAAAACGCGAGACAUCUUUCGUAAAGCAUUUACGGUGAAGCAAAAUGGACCCAAGGCUAGAAAACAGGAGCAGAAUGAGUCGGUGAUUGUCACCCUGGUCUGCACGCUGUACCAGACAGCCCUCAGCACUCUCACUCAGCUGAGAUUGAACAUACUCACAGGUAUCAGUCACCACGAGUCAUUACUGCCUAAGCUGUGGUACUACAUUCAUACACAUGUGCGACUGAAGACUCUGCUAGAACAACUUAGUGGCAACUCCAGUUCAUCACUGCCUGACUGCCAGGUGGUAAUCCUAUUCUGUGACUGCACCAGUCACCUGAUAACGAUACUGGAUGAUGUCGAGAUGUAUGAUCAACAGAGACCUUUUACACUGCAGAAUCUUGUUGACAUGGGUGCCUUCUUCAACCAACUCAUCUUCCGUCUCGUCUGGAACAACAUUAUUGAUGUGAAGGUGGUGGCUGUACACAGCCUGUUCAUAGCCGCACACACUCUAACAUCACUGCUGUAUGAGAGAGACUGUAGAAGACCAUAUGCUCCGAAGAACCACUGGCUCAUCAAGGACACGAAGCCUGGGACAUUGCUGGCUGAGCUGGAGAAGGGCAAGAAGACAGCAAGUCUUCUUCUACAGAAAACGCCUUUCAUAAUCCCACAUAAGGAGAGGGUAAUGCUGUUCCGUAAAGCUGUUGGUGCAGAGAGAACAGCGAUGGGGUUGACUGAGUCCGUGUUCACCUCACCACAGUCGACGCUCAUCUCUAUCCAUCGAUCACGUAUCAUUGAGGAUGGGUACAGGCAGCUAGCCGCAAUUCCAGCACAGGCUCUUAAGGGUGUCAUCCGGGUAAAGUUCGUCAAUGAACAGGGACUAGAUGAAGCUGGUAUUGAUCAAGAUGGUGUCUUCAAGGAGUUUCUUGAAGAGACCAUUAAGAAAGUCUUUGACCCAUCUUUGAACCUGUUUAAGAUGACCAGUGAGAUGAGACUCUACCCAUCUCCUACCUCCAGUAUCCAUGACAACCAUCUUCAUCUUUUUGAAUUUGUUGGUAGGAUGCUGGGGAAAGCGGUGUAUGAGGGUAUUGUGGUUGAAGUUCCAUUCGCCCCGUUUUUCCUGAGUCAUGUUCUGGGCCACCACCACAGCUCUCGCUACAGCAGCAUAGAUGAGUUGCCUUCACUGGACCCAGAACUGUACAAGAACCUGACCUACGUCAAGCAUUACGACGGUGAUGUCACUGACCUAGAGCUGACCUUCUCGUGUGAUGAGGAUGUGAUGGGUAAGGUGGUGAACCAUGAGCUGGUUCCUGGCGGCAAGGCCAUCGCAGUGACGAAAGAGAACAUCAUUUCGUAUGUGCACAUGAUGGCUCACUUCCGCAUGUACACCCAGAUAAAGGACCAGACGAAUGCAUUCAUACGUGGGUUCCGCUCUAUCAUCAAUCCUGACUGGCUGGCACUGUUCUCUCGGGCUCCAGAAUUGCAAUGCUUGAUCUCGGGCGAUACAAUGGCGAUCGACUUGCAUGACCUCAGAGCUCACACUCAGUAUUACGGAGGCUUUCACAACAACCAUCGAGUCAUUGUGUGGCUGUGGGAUGUGCUGGACCAUGAUUUCACUGCUGAGGAGCGAGGCCAGUUCUUGAAGUUUGUGACAAGCUGCUCAAAGGCCCCUCUGCUUGGAUUUUCGAAUCUAGAGCCACCAUUUUCCAUUCGCUGUGUAGAGGUGAGUGACGAUCAGGACACAGGUGACACCGUCGGCUCCGUUCUGCGCGGUUUGUUCUCCAUACGCAAGAAGGACCCUGUUGGCAGGCUGCCAACGUCCUCCACCUGCUUCAACCUGUUGAAGCUACCCAACUACCAGCGGAAAUCGACACUGAGAGAUAAGCUACGUUAUGCUAUCACUAGCAACACAGGGUUCGAACUGUCGUAGACUCGACGAGAUGCGCCGCCAUCUACAGCUAUUUUAAUUAUUAUUUUGUGUAAUUUGUAUUUAUUUUUUUGUGUAUAGUAGUAAUAAUAUAUUUGACACACCUGUAGGUGGUGAGUUGUUGGGAUAGCAAAGCAGGCAAUAGGGAGACCGUUUUCACUAUGGAAGGCUGCAGUGAUUGUACCAGUAGCUGAAGCCACUUUCUUUUUCAUCAAUAUCAUAUCUGGCGCAUGACAACGAGAGAGCCUAUGGUGUUAUAGUAGCUGUCUGUAUGAUCCAUGUUGCCUUAAUUUAAUAUAUCCACACAUGACGUUGUGGUUUAUGUACUACUUGGUAUGACAUUACCCACUUUUAUCUCCAUUUUCGAUAUAAUCAUGACCCUCUGAUGACGUAUCGAUGAUGAUUAUAUUUAUAGGAAGGAAAUUUGUGGUUUGAAGCUCCUGUUCAAAAGUCAACACUUCUGCAUCAUAAUAUUAAGUGCUAUUGCUUUAACUGUGCAGGAAUAUAUGUGGUCUGUGGAAUAAGUUAUGGUUUAUAAGGAGAUUUGCGUAAUGAAACUAUAAAACAUCUUAGAGCACAAGUAAAUAUUAAAGGAGUAUGUAAUUCAUAAGUGCUGCAAGAACGUAGGAAGGAUGGAAACGUGGUUGACAUUGAUUUAAAGGUUGUAGUAGCCUCAUUAGAUUUCCAUAAUAUGUGUUACCUCAGUUUAUUGAAAUGAGGACCUUCUGUCAAAAAUCAUUGUAACGCCAUGGCAUUACCAUUUAUAAUAAAAUUUCCCUCUGUAUUAAACAGUGGGGAUUGUAAUUACCUCUGCUUCGUAAAAUACCCAGGAAAUUGCAACCAGUCCAAGUAUCCUUGUUGAAUCCAAUUUAGCUAUGUCCAAGUUAAUUGUGUGGUAGACAGAGGAUUCUGAAGCUAUUUCUAGUUUGUGUAACAUCAAUGUACUUACUAUUCAUCAACAUUACUAACAUGAAUUUAUUGGGAGUGCCGAAUAUUGCAGUCACUGCAUGGUUUGUGCACAGUAUAACAGCCAUUGCAUUGGUUGUGCACAGUAUAACAGCCACUGCAUUGGUUGUGCACAGUAUAACAGCCACUGCAUUGGCUGUGCACAGUAUAACAGCCACUGCAUUGGUUGUGCACAGUAUUACAGUCACUGCAUUGUUUGUGCACAGUAUUACAGUCACUGCAUUGUUUGUGCACAGUAUUACAGUCACUGCAUUGUUUGUGCACAGUAUUACAGCCACUGCAUCGUUUGUGCAUUGCAUUGUACGAUAUUAAUUUUGAUGCAUGUUUUGUGCACAUUACCAAUGUGGAUGUACUGUUGCGAACAAUAAUAAUUUGAAUGUACCGUGCCAUUUUGUGCACAUGAUUAUCGUCAGUGUACUGUUUGGGCACAAUAUUAAUGCGAACGUACUGUUUGUGCACAUUAAUAACAUUAAUGUACUGUUUUGUGCCCAUUAUUAAUCUCAAUGCACCGUUUUGUUCACAUCAUUAAUGUGAAUGUACUGUUUGUGCACUAGAGUUAUGAGUCGUAUUGCUAGCAGUGUCUACAUCAGCCCCACAUCAGCACUGUUGCUAUCAUGCUAUGCGCACUAUUAACCAUGUUAACAUUAAUGUGCUAUAUGUACGCCAUUGCAUGCUUCCAUUGCCCCGCAUGAUGUUCAUUCUGAGCUGCAAACCUGAGCAUAUUGUGUGGCAUAAACGCGAUCUUCGUAAGUGUACUGCACUACCAUUUUACUAUGAGCGUGGAGUAGUAUGGUCGCCAUGGACUAUGCUAAAACAUAAUAUAGUAUACAUAAGGUAAUUAUUCUACUAUAUCGACACUAUUAACAUGAGUGUAUUAGGCUGCAACUACUGUCCCCAUUCUACUCUAUCACUCAACAAUAUUACCGAUGAUGUACUGCACUACAAAUAUUGCCUCCAUUUAACUCUAUCCCUUAACAGUAUUAACAUAAAUGUACUCCUUUACAAAUAUUACCACCAUUCUACUCUAUCACUCAACAAUAUUACCGACGAUAUACUGCACUACAAAUAUUGCCUCCAUUUAACUCUAUAACAGUAUUAACAUUAAUGUAGCCUACUCCAUUACAAAUAUUAUCACCAUUCUACUAUAUCAGUCAACAGUAUUAACACCAAUGUACUCUGCUACAUAUAUUGCCACCAUUACUACCAAGCAACGCUACCAACAUCUACUACAUUAGAAAAAAUUCUGUCAUUGUAUUGCAUAAGAUUUAUUUUGAUUAUUGUAAUUUAUGUUGCCAAUGUCAAUUUUAUAUUGUUAUAUUAGUUAAACACCAAAGCUUCGGCUUUUGUGUUGGUAGUUGUUAUGUUAUUGAGCUGCUAUUUGUGUAUAUGUUGUAAAAUAAAUAAUAUUAUGCCACAA
Priapulus caudatus is the source of this 5733-nucleotide messenger RNA. RefSeq names its product ubiquitin-protein ligase E3B-like. The coding region runs from base 159 to 3353 and encodes 1064 amino acids. The record is from RefSeq and is a predicted model, not a curated record. Gene Ontology annotation, molecular function: protein binding; ubiquitin protein ligase activity. The transcript is spliced from 26 exons. Lineage: Eukaryota; Metazoa; Priapulida; Priapulimorpha; Priapulimorphida; Priapulidae. Gene Ontology annotation, biological process: ubiquitin-dependent protein catabolic process; protein polyubiquitination.